This is a messenger RNA of Kalmanozyma brasiliensis GHG001, 3072 nucleotides long. Its product is annotated as Zinc finger, GATA-type. Gene Ontology annotation, molecular function: zinc ion binding; sequence-specific DNA binding. The transcript has a single exon. Gene Ontology annotation, biological process: regulation of DNA-templated transcription. Bases 1 to 3072 code for a protein of 1023 amino acids. NCBI's taxonomy places the organism in Eukaryota, Fungi, Basidiomycota, Ustilaginomycetes, Ustilaginales. The record is from RefSeq and is a predicted model, not a curated record.
AUGCUCGUCGACACUCAAUCAGCAGCAGCGCCGCCGGUCCCGAACCCAUCGAUGCUCGACGAUUCCAUGACUGCAGACGCCGAACCGGCGCCGGCAACGCCCCCACUCCCCGGCACAGACCAUGACGUGGAACUAGCGUCGAUACAUGUGCCUGACGAGGCUGCUCUGGCCGCUGCAGCAGCAGCCAUGGCUGCAGUCGCUCAAGGCCAAACAGAGAGCAUUGAUGAAGGCCAGGCGAUGGACGACAAUCCGAACGCUCCCGGUGACCUCGACUCGUAUCUGCUCGCCGCUGCUGCAGCCUCGGUCCAUGCACAGCAGCAGCACGCUGGCGACGAUCAACAGAAAGCGCAUUCCGAGGACAGCUUCGACUCCAGCGCAACGCCCAAUCCCAACAGUGUCGGCACCAACGGCACUUCUGUCAACGGCUCUGACACAGACGAUACUCGCACUGCCAUUCAGGACCAAUGUCACAAGUACAUCGACCACCUCUCGCCCUUCCCUCUCCCCAUCGGCAAGCGCACGCCAGGCGGCUCUGCCCAGCACUGCGCAGGUCCUGACGGCACUCGGACUGCGCCACAAGAUUUCAGCCAAUUACCCUUCACCGAGGCAACUGUUGAGCUCGGCAAGACCCGAUGUUACUGGGCCCUUCUCUCGGCAGACCAUUCUCAAGGCAAGGGUCCAACAGGCGAGAGGCUUCAGUUCGUUUACCUCGAUCCCGUCUUGCAGCAACACAUGGCUGAACAGUCCAGUCUGAUGGUCGGCUCCGACUUCUACGACUAUGUCCACCCCGAGGAGCGAGACCGCGUCUGCGACGACAUGCAAAAGAUCGUCGAGAGUCGGACCCUCUUCGGCAGUGUCACACGAUGUCGCUACUCGCGCGUGCCUCACAUUCGCGAGCUGCUCGGCGCUGUCGAUCCUCCCCGCGACCCGGAGGCAGAUCGUUACGUCGAGGACGACAGCUUUGUGGCCAUCGACAUCAUCAUCAACUGGAUCGGCGAUGGCAUGCUCCUGUGCUUCUUCCACGCCAUCAUCGACAAGGCGGCGGAGGACAAUGACGAGCAUCACAAGUCGGAGUGGACGAAUUGGUGCGGCAUUCCCGGAGGCACUUUCACAUUGCGGCAGUGCGACUCGCUUUGGAAGCAGGUCAAGGCCACGCCGAGAGAGACGAUUCCCGACGCUGGACCGGAUCACGUCUUUCAGGUGCUCGAGGCAGGUGGUGACAACCGCGUGUUGCUGAGCUGGCCGCCACCGCGACUGUUCUUGCGCGAUGUCGAGCCCAGCUUGGUUUCGCAGUCGGAAACGACGGCGUUCAAAGACGGCUCCUACUUUGCCGACGACUUUGCUCGUCUCGCACAGGGCGUUUCUAUCGCACCUGCCUCGUCGUCCCUGUCAGACGCAAAUACAAGCUGCACACGGCGCUUCCGUGCCAAGCACACUCUCACUACCGAGGGCAAGAUUCGCAACAUCGAAAGCGUCCUCAUACCUUAUGGCGGCGUCAUCCUGGCUUGCUUCCAGACGACCUCCCAGCAACCGCUACCGACGCCUGACGCAAAGCAUGUUCUGCAAGCGCAGACUUCGCCGCAGAAUCAGCCGGAAAGACGCAAGGCCGAGGACGACGCAUCGACAGAGUCUCCCAACAAGCGUCAGCGGACGGAGCUUGACAUCCAGUCGAAUGAAUUAACAGCAUAUGUCACAAACGGCAUCAAGCCUCAGACGGCGGCUUCCAUUGCCGUAUCGACGCUGCCAGCUGCCAAUGCGGCUGCCCCGGCUUCGACGCCUCAAACUCAGGAGCGUGUCGCGCCAUCGAAUGGCCACACCGUCAAGCCUGCAAAUGGGCACGCACACAAGCCGUCCAUCUCGAAGUACCACAAACCAGCGAUCAAGUCAGAGUCCGGUGGCAUUUCCGCGCUUGGAAGCCUGAUGUACACGAAUGCGCCUGCAAAACCGCCCGCAACUCCUGUCGCCAAUCGACCCGCGGACCGCAAGACCAGCACGCCGGCGUCGAAGGCAGCCAACGGGCGCUCGCACCACAAUGCUUCGCCAUCGCCUGCCACCGCAGCCGCUCUGGCCGCUGCCGGUGACUCGCCCGAUUCGCCCAAUAAAGCCUGCACGGGCUGCGGUAAGAUCAACAGUCCCGAAUGGCGUCGUGGGCCAUCGGGGCACAAGACGCUGUGCAACGCCUGCGGUCUUCGAUACGCCCGCUCGCUCUCGCGCAAGAAGAAGAAAAAGGGCAAGGACGGCGAGGUCGAGUUCAUCGAGCCGACGGGCGAUCCGAGUAUUGUGCCGAAGAGCCGAGGCGGUGGCGGUGGAAGUCUGCCAGGCGUGCACCGCAAGAACAGCAAGAAGAGGAAGGAGGAAGAGGCUAUCAAAGCUGCCGCUAGUGCAGGCGGGGCGGCGACGAAUGGAGCUUUAGCGCCUGUAGCCGUACGAGCGAUGUCGACGUCCAGCUCAUCCUCUGCAUCAUCGACGCAGAACCCUGCUGCGACCGCGACGCCAGCAGCAAAGUCGGUAUCGCCAGUCAAAGCGGAGGCGCCCGAUGCUGUCAAGGUCGAAAGCGCUAGCGCGCCGACUGUAGCCGACGUGAGCUCCACGGCUGCUGCCGGUGCCGAUAGCAAGCAAGCAGACGCCGAUGCUGAACCGACCGAGUCCACGGACCCUGCGCAUUCACUCGCCGUCUCGAUUGCACUCGACGCUAUCGCCCAGGCAUCCUCCACCGCCCCACUGAUCGAUAGCGACUCACUCUCGCUCCCCGUCUCGAACGCGAUCAGCCGCGCCAUCGCCGCCACCAUCGGCAGCACCGACGCCAACCCCGAGAGCCAAGCGCUCCCGACUGCGAUCGGCGAGACCGACGAGCUGGACCCAGCCGUCAGCGCCGCAGCCCUGCAGACCAUCGAGAGCGUCGUCUCGGAAGCGCUGUACAAGCAGCUCGUCCACUCGUCCCUGCCCGAAACGCCGCCCGCCGAUGCGGUUAAGAGCGACGAUGGCGGGUUGGAUCUCAGCAGCGCGCUCACGGCUGAUGCCAUUCGAGCCGCUGCGCAGGCUGCGGUGGCGCAUGGGGUGGCCGAGGAGUAG